Asparagus officinalis (garden asparagus) is the source of this 2271-nucleotide messenger RNA. Its product is annotated as probable polyamine transporter At1g31830. NCBI's taxonomy places the organism in Eukaryota, Viridiplantae, Streptophyta, Magnoliopsida, Asparagales, Asparagaceae. Gene Ontology annotation, molecular function: transmembrane transporter activity. Gene Ontology annotation, biological process: transmembrane transport. Gene Ontology annotation, cellular component: membrane. The transcript has 3 exons. The coding region runs from base 373 to 1794 and encodes 473 amino acids. The record is from RefSeq and is a predicted model, not a curated record.
CAAUUGCGAAAAGGAUGUCCAUUCAGUAUGGUGUUUUCCUUGAUUUAUCAUAGACCAGGAGCAGUGGGCUGCGGGUUGUUUUGAUUGAGGAAGGUCAUUUGCAUUAUUGGAGCCCUAAUAGAGCUAGCUUCCCUGUAAGAAUUUAAUGGAUAAGACUAUGACAUCUUAUGAAUUAGUGUGUUUAUUUUUAUAAGGAUCCAUCCUCAUGCUCAUUCUAAGACAGUUGCCUCUAUUAGCUUCAGUAGCUUGUUGAGGUUGGGGGUUCAACCCUCAGCUUCUGAGCCUGGUGUCAAAAUUUCUCCUUCAGUUCUUCUCUAGUUGUUCCUUGAGAAACUUUGGAGCUCUCGAAAGAUUCAACCACUUUCAAUUUCCAUGGGCCAAAAAGGUGGCCUGGAGUACCAGGAAAUUAGCAAGGAAGCCCCUAAAGCUAGUAAACUCCAUAGAGUUUCAAUAAUCCCCCUGAUCUUCUUAAUCUUUUAUGAAGUUUCUGGUGGGCCCUUUGGAGUAGAAGACAGUGUUCGAGCUGCUGGUCCAUUCUUAGCCAUCGUUGGCUUUAUAGUAUUCCCAUUCCUAUGGUGCAUUCCAGAAGCUCUUAUUACUGCUGAAUUGGCAACAAUGUUUCCGGAGGAUGGUGGUUAUGUCGUUUGGGUCUCUUCUGCGUUGGGUCCUUACUGGGGUUUUCUGCAAGGAUGGAUGAAAUGGCUCAGUGGAGUUAUAGAUAAUGCUCUAUAUCCAGUUCUAUUUCUAGACUAUCUCAAAUCAGGGAUUCCGGCUUUAAGUGAAGGGAUACCGAGGGCUUUGGCGGCUUUAGCUCUGACAAUAGCGCUAACUUAUAUGAACUAUAGAGGCUUAACUAUAGUUGGUUGGACAGCUGUUUGCCUUGGAGUCUUCUCGAUGCUUCCAUUUGUUGUUAUGGGAUUUGUUGCUAUUCCGAGCCUACAUCCCUCAAGAUGGUUUGUACUUGUUAAUCCAAGAACUAUCAAUUGGAGCUUGUACGUGAACACUCUCUUUUGGAAUUAUAAUAAUUAUGAUUCAAUCAGUACACUGGCAGGAGAAGUCGACAACCCAAGAAAAACCCUACCGAAAGCACUCUUUUAUGGAUUGAUCUUGGUUGUUACGGGGUGUUUGUGUCCUCUUAUAAUUGGCACUGGGGCUCUUCCGCUUGAUAGAGAGCGAUGGACUGAUGGUUAUUAUUCGGAUAUUGCAAAAAUUAUUGGUGGUGUUUGGUUGAGAUGCUGGGUUCAGGGUGCUUCAGCAUUGUCCAAUAUGGGGAUGUUUGUCACAGAGAUGAGUACUGACUCCUAUCAACUUCUUGGAAUGGCAGAGCGAGGAAUGCUUCCAGAAGUCUUUGCCAAGAGGUCUAGGUAUGGAACUCCUCUUUUGGGGAUCUUGCUCUCCGCCUCUGGUGUGCUUUUUCUGUCUUGGAUGAGCUUUCAAGAGAUUCUUGCUGCUGAUAAUUUCCUCUACUGCAUUGGAAUGCUUCUGGAAUUUCUAGCCUUUAUCAAGUUAAGAAUGAAGUACCCAAUGGCUUCUCGUCCUUACAAGAUUCCUUUGGGAACCGUUGGUGCAAUUUUGAUGCUUACACCUCCUACCACAUUGAUAUGUGUCCUUAUAGCUUUUGCAUCUUUCAAAGUCAUGCUUUUAAGCUUGGGUGGCAUACUGAUCGGAUGUGCAUUGCAACCCUGCCUAAAGUUUGCGGAGAAGAAGAGUUGGAUGAGAUUUUCAACAAGUCCUGACCUCCCUGAUUUUGAAACAGAUGAACAGGAGAAUGAUGGUGAAGCUCUAAUACACUGAGUUAUGUCCAACAAGGAAUGUUGUCAAGUUUGUACUGUCAAAAGCAGUUUCUUGUUGAUCUUUACACAAUAAGUUAUCUUCCUGGUGUGCGGCUCUUGCAGAUGGUAUGAGAGAAAUACAUGGAAGUGUUGAGCUUCACGAUGGCACAGUUUCUUUUUCCAGACUCGAGUAGGCCCGCUAAUUAGGAAAACUAAAUGGUUUCCUAACCCACUCCAGUAAUUUGCCUAUCAGGGUCUAGCUUGAAACCAGGUCCAAUGAUCUCCAAAUUGGGCUCGAAAUUUGUCGCCUCACCAAUAUGUGUUAUAUAUGUUUUACAAUUUAGAUAGGUUUUGAGAUGGGUGAAAAUUUACAUCUGUAAGUUUUUAUUAUUAUUCCCAAAUUUGACCUAUGUGUACCAAUCAAAUUAUUGUCAAACAAACAUGGUUUGUCAUUAUUUUUAGUUGAUUUAGUAAAUCUUAUUGAGUUGAAUUUAAAAGA